Bolinopsis microptera is the source of this 3019-nucleotide messenger RNA. RefSeq lists its product as uncharacterized. Bases 17 to 1087 code for a protein of 356 amino acids. The record is from RefSeq and is a predicted model, not a curated record. The transcript has 4 exons. NCBI's taxonomy places the organism in Eukaryota, Metazoa, Ctenophora, Tentaculata, Lobata, Bolinopsidae.
CAGGAAUGUCGAGAAAAUGAAUGGGAAGGAAAGAAUGAAAGAGGACGUUAUUUCAGAUGAUGACUUUGUGGACACCAGGAAUGUCGUGAAAAUGAAUAGGAAGGAAAGAAUGAAAGUGGAGGUUAUUUCAGAUGAUGAAGUUAAAGAUGAAGUUACUUUAAUCAAAGAGAUUAUUUCAGAUGAUGAAUUUGUGGACAACGAUAAAGAAGGCAAAAAAACUGCCGAAACUUUAAGUGAAAAUUUGCGCAGAGAACUGAAGAAAAAAAAGCGCUUCCGAUCUCUCAGUACAGUUCCCACCAAAAAUCUUGAAUCAGAAGUAGAAAAAGAGUUGUCUUCAAAACGAAAGCACACUGUAAAACCUCAAAAAGCGAUCAAUCCUCUCAAAGAAAUAACUUUGACAGAUCCUGAUACCUCAAGUUCUUUUUCACCAAGAAAAAGCGAAAGAAUAGCAGCAAACGAAUCUAUUCUGGAGAAAAGCAGCAUAUAUUUUAGUCCUGGUGAAACUGACCCAAGGGUGAAAGCAAUUGCUGCAAGAACGAAAAGCGCAUUGCUAUCUUGUGAUUCCGAGUUAAAGGAACGAGCAUCCAAAGGAGAGAAUUUCAAAAAAUGGGAUCGAUUGUUCAAUGUUUUCGGUUCAAUGAUAGAAGAGAGGGAGCUUACAACUGAGGAUUGGGAGGAUUCUGCCUUAGUCUGGAAAUUCGAUAAAAAUGUCAUGGAUCCUCGACUGCUUGAAGACUCCUGUAGCGACUCCGAUGAAGAGUUUGAGAUUGUCAAUCCAGACGACAAAUUCGAAAGAUCUUCUAAAGAAGCCAAUGGCAAAGAACUAGCAGACUUUAUAACUGGUCAAAGCAAUACGAUAAAAAAGAAGCUGAUCCAACCUCGUGAAACCAAGACCGCUGCUCACAUUUCCGGUUCAAUGUCGGCAGAUAUCUGCCAGGGAAAAUUCUCUAACUACAAGAACACCAUGACAGUAAAAGUGUUUGGAUUGGACCUUAAGUUCAGUACAGAAUAUCUUGAUAUCCUGAAAGCCAUGACAGGAGUUGACAUGAGAAGAAGUGCCGUACCAGAUACAGAUCAAUGUGGCUGAAACCGGUGUUUCCUCUACAGUUCAGAUUCUGAACGACUCUGGCAAGGAACUGAUAAACACAAGUAAACUGAACGACGUGUCACUAGUUAAACAGUCCACAUCUUCAGAACUGAACACCACCAUAAAGAGUAAACGUCUUUUGCGGAUGCUUACACCAGCUAGGAGGAAUCAUAAUGACUCUUCAUUUCUUAACAACUCUAAGGUUGUUAAGAAUGAAACUGAAGGAUUUGCAAAUCCCAAGUUAAAUACCAGCACUGAUUUUAACAGAUCUAAUAGGACUCCACUAAAAACAGAACCAAGUGAUCUAAACCUUACCUUCAACCGAGAUACAACCAACAAUGUGUCUUUAUCUCGAAAAAAGGCUUUUGUCAUGAAAAUGUUAACCCCUAUUAAGCCUACUAAACGGGAGGGUUUAUCAAUUCAGAAGCCAACCAAAUCAGAACCUCCUCCAUACGCAUGCUCUAGGAGUACAAACAGUAACUUACCUCUAAGAAUGCCACCAGGUGUAGAACGGUGUAAAUCAUAUCCUGACCUCUCUCGAGCUGGAAUAUCUCCACUUAAAAGAAAUCACAAUUCUACGUUAAAUGUGACGCACGAGGGCUCACCUUCCAAACGAAUAAGAUUCCAUGAUGAGUCGAUAUUGUCUUCAACAAGAAUUGACGAAACUGAUUGGAAGCAAGAUAAAAUGAAUGAUCAUUCUUACCCUGACGGAUCAGUCGAUCAUAGCUCAAGAAUUGAGCCCGUCAACCAUCGUCUGUCAGUAUACGGAGAUCAUGUGCAACACUGCAGUGGCCCAUGUUGUCAGCCUCCUCACCAUAGUAACCAUAGUAACCAACAGUAUAAUGCCAGUAACUACAGUACCAAUCAGCACCAUCUCCACCAGGGUCCUUAUCUACACCACCAUCUCGAUCCUUACAAUGCCAAUAACUAUAGUAUCAAUCAGCAACACCAUCAGCCUCAUCACCCUCGACAUUUUACUGUGACGUCAUCAGAACACGUGACGUCAUCAGAACACGUGACGCAUUUACAACCGCAUCAGCAACGCUCCCUACAGCACACACAUCUUACACAUCAACAACCCCUACAACAUCAUCAGCAGCUGCAACACCACCAACCCUACCAACACCACUUACCACACCACUUACCACACCACCCACACCACUCUUCUAACCAACAAAGUGGCAUGAUACACUCCCCACAUCCACACUGUACUGGUGAGUGCUGCAGACCACACCCUCACAUACCACACCCUCACAUACCACACCCUCACAGCGUGCCCGGUACUUCAAAUCACGGUACUCACCACAAUAGUCAUCCGCCUGUAAAUGGACGGUGGUCGGAGAGACCUAACCAGAUGCAGCGGCAUCUUCAAGACUCUAAACAUGAGAAAAUGAACAUUCCUGAAUCGAAAUACCUGGUAGCCAAAGACAGCUCCGGAUGUGAUAACACUGUCAAAAUUCCACUUGUUACUGAGCUGUUAAAGGGACUGAACAGCAGCAAAAGAAAACUUAGGAUAAAAGUAGAUUAUGAUGUUAAAUUGGCUGAUAGUGACGAUGAUGAUGAUAAAGAAAACUCAUACUAACGCUUGUAUUUUUUAGCAUUUAAGAUUAUACGGUUUGUGAUGUAUGUACAAGGUUGUAAAGAUUAGUGUGGUAGUAUAGUGACUUAAAAUUGAAAAUGCAUAUUCUCUAGGCUGCUCUCAAAUAGGUUUAACGAUAUUUUCUGGACUGUUAUUUGCUGAAGUAGAUGACUCCGAAGUGGAGAGGCUUUGCAGCAUCGAAGAUCGUUAUCUUUCAGUUAAUUUUACAUCAAUUAUAGGCUUUUUGUGUUUAAUACAUCAGAAUUUGUACAUGUUGAAUUUUGUGUCAUUUUUAACCAAAUGCAUUUGCUAUCUGAUUGUAAGUUUUGUCGCAUUAGAUAUUAAUUCAUGAA